Molecule: messenger RNA, 5207 nt
Organism: Anas platyrhynchos (mallard)
Lineage: Eukaryota; Metazoa; Chordata; Aves; Anseriformes; Anatidae
Product: WD repeat and coiled-coil-containing protein
Molecular function (GO): kinase binding
Source: RefSeq, a predicted model, not a curated record
AAAACGUACAGUAAUUGGUUAAACCUUGUUAGCCAUCACAUGAAGAUGAUAACUCCUCCCAGGAAAAGACAUAGCAAAAGCAGCUUUGACAUGGGUUUAUACUUAGAAGAGCAGCUGCAGGCUUACUGGGAAGGCGUUCACAAUAUAGGCUCGUGGACAAUUAGCAGAAAAAAAAAACAAAACAAAACACAGUUUGAUUCUGCAAAGGAAGGGAAGGAAAUAAAAGAUCUAUUUUUUUUUUCUUUCCUCAUCAUGGUCUGCAAAUGAAUUCCAUGGAUUUUCUACUUUGGAACAAUCACCAGUAGGGAGAAAAUCUCAAAGGAUGGAGCUGGGAAAGGCAAAGCUGCUGCGAACUGGUCUCAAUGCUUUAUAUCAAGCCAUCCACCCCGUGCAUGGAAUCGCCUGGACAGAUGGGAAGCAAGUGGUGCUGACUGCCUUGUACUACCAGAACGGAGAGCUGAAGUUUGGAGACUCGAGCGUUGUCGGUCAGUUUGAACACGUGUAUGGGCUUUACUGGGGCCCGUGUUGCUCUGCAGAGACGCCAGCUCUGCUCGCUGUUCAGCACAAAAAGCACGUCAGCGUUUGGCAGCUGGGCUGCAGCGCCACCGAGAAGAACAAACCCUUGGUUUCUCAGACCUGUGAAAUCGGGGAGCCGUUUCCACUGCUUUCCCAGGGCUGUGUGUGGCACCCGAAACAGGAGGUCUUGGCUGUGCUUACGAAGAGAGACGCUUCAGUCUUGCAUGCUGUUCGUACAGACAAUAGUAGAGUUAAGGCAGACAUCAAAAGCAGUGGGCUUAUUCACUGCGCUUGCUGGACGAAGGAUGGCAAUCGUUUGGUAGUCGCUAUAGGCAGUGCCCUGCAUUCCUAUAUUUGGGAUGAUGCUCAGAAAACUCUAAACGUCUGCUCCUUUUGCCCAGUCUUCGAUGUGGGAGGUUAUAUCUGCGCUAUGGAAGCCACGCUGGAUUUCCAAAUUGCUGUAGCUACCGAGCUUCCUUUGGAUAACAUCUGCGGCUUGAACGCGGGCAUUACGUUUGAUACGCCAUCUGGAACCGAAACUGGCUCUUUAGUCUCACAGUCUAUGGUGUUUGGCGAUGAGGAAUACUCCAUGGACCUGCGACGAAGGUCCACAGAUUCAGACAGGUCAGGCACUGUCGAUUCAAUAGCUUCUUCUUCAUCGGGACCUAUGGAUUUAACCCAUAUCCUUGCAAACCACCGGCGGUCUGAUCCCGGUCCUCUCAUUACCCUGAAACGCAAAGACUCUGCAACAAUAAAUGGUCAAGAUUCUUCUUACCUGAUCUUGGUGACUUUUGAGAGGAAGGUAACCACCACCAGAAAAGUCACCAUCCCAGGUAUUCUGGUUCCUGACAUUAUGGCUUUUGACCUUCGAGCUCAGAUUGUGGCAGUAGCCUCUAACACUUCUAACAUUGUUUUAGUGUAUUCAGUGACCUCUUCCUGCAUGCCCCAUAUUCAACAAAUCCAGCUGGAAAAAAAUGAAAGACCAAAGGGCCUGUGCUUUUUGACUGAUAAGCUCCUGUUGAUCCUCAUCGGGAAGCAAAAGUUCCCCGAGCCUAACUUCAUUCCCUCAUCAAGUUCAGACAGGUACGUAAUGCGCCUGAUGGCCAAAGAACUGAUGCUGGAAGAGGAUUCUUCAGCUCUGCCAGACACGAAGCAGCACAUGCUUUAUAGCUUUGUAUCCUCUGUGAACAUACCUGGAAAAAGAAAGUUCUUUGAAAAUCUUGCCACAGAAGACCAAGGUCCAAGCAGGGAGCUGUUGAUACCGAGAAGCACAGUUAUUCAGUCUCCUAGUGGCAGGAGAAGACUCAUUGAAGAAGUGAAGAGCCCCAGUUAUGAGCAGAGCUCUUCCUCAAGUGUUAGUGACCUGGAUGAGAAAAAGCUCCCAGGUGACACCUCCAUUGCCUUGGAAAAUUUGGAUGCUGAACCUACCAAUCGCUCAAUGGCUCUUCUUGGUUUUGGAACACCUGCCAGGCCUUCCAGUAGACCAGUUUCCCCUAAAGUGCAGUUCAGCGUGAUCCAAGAAACAUCGAGCUCUAAAAAUAACAAUUUGCCAAGUGAAAGAGGAAUGAGUCACAUAUCCAGAAAUUUAGAGAGACUUUGCGGCAGCUUCAACGAGUUACAACUGAGUCUUUCCGAAAUAACAGACCUUGCUAAAAAUGGGAGAAGGGUAUCUUUAGCCUACCCGUGUUCACAGGAACCGCCGGUUGUUCAUAUCACUUAUCAGAAAUGUUUUUCAAAUGGAGCAGUAACUGAAGAAACAAAAGAUGUUCUCCUCUGUGAUGGCAAGAUCCAUUUGAAUUUAGUCCAGCAGCUGUUUGAUCUGCCCAUUAUUGAAAUGAAACAUGGCUCCUCUUGGAUUGUGCUCACUGCAGACAAGGACGGCUUCGUGCCAUUAAUAUUCAAAGCAGCACAGGAGAUAAUCAUAAGGGAUGGAACUGACAGUUCGGAAGUCUGUGGAGGGCACUCCUACAAAAAGGGCAGCCUAAUGCAGCCUCCCAGCAGAGUGACAUAACUGCUCAACAAAACCCACUAACGAUCCUUUUUUUUUUUUUUUUUUUUUUGUCUGAAGCAAUACAGAAAUGUUCUGCAGUGUCGGAAACUGAACGACUAGGAAGCUGUCUUCACUACUUGCAAUAUAUUUUAACUGUAAAAUCUGUGAUAUGGUUACACACUAGCUAAGACCUAGGGUUGGAUGGACCCUGAUGGUUUCUUCGGGAGGAUCAGAUCUAGCCUGAAGUUUAUCAGUACUGUUGUUGCGUAUCAGUACUGUUGUUUAGCAUAAUGUUAACAACAUUAUGCUAAAAAUCAUGCAGUAAAAACAAGUCUGGCUAAUCCAGGAGCACAGACUCCACAAAAGCAACCAAAUGUUUUUUGUUGCAGGAGAAAAUGCAAUUAAAGAGCAUUUAUGUUGAGGAAAACUGGGGAGGGAAAUGAGAAAGGAAAGCACUUUUAGGCUCUCUUUGCUGUUCCAGUGGGUCCCAUGGAAACCUGCAAUGUUUUCAAAAAUGCAUAAUUCUAACACAAAAAACGUUCAACUACUAAAAUGGCUGCAUCGCUGUCUCACUUACACAGCAUGUAGAUUUAUACACGCACAUGGAGGAGAAAGAAAAAAAGCCUUGCCAGGUAAAUUAAGGAUCAAAGACCCUGAAUGUAAAUUUAAUUUGGCUACAUGCAGAUGUCUACACCGAACUUGCCACCUAGACUCCUGUAGGAUCAGUCCUAAAGUCAAAAAGCACUCCUACAGCAGAUCAGUCGUGUCCUACUGCAGAUCUCGAAUAAAAGUGAUCAUGGUGAACCAUCCCUAUUCAGUCAGUAAUUAAGUGCCUACUCCAUGCCACUGCCUGCAAAGUGUGCUAGUGUGACUGGUCUGAAUGCAGACAUUUGCACGUAGUCAGAGGGAUCCCACCCUCGGAGACAAGGGGUAACACCAACACAUCUGAGGAGCAGACAGGCAGAUUCGUGAAAGUUCAGCCUUCGUGACUAUGGUGAGAGGAAUAACAGAGGAACUGAGCAAACUCCUGAGGGAAUUCCCAGUCUUCUCGUCCUCUCAGUGCCGUGAGAUGAGUAAAGUGUUGUGAGCAGCCACGUGGGUGAGGUGCAGCAUCUCCUACUGCUGCAUAGGUCCCCACAGAGAACACACGAGGUGUACCUGCUUCAUCCUGUAUGAUCAGGGAAACAUAAAAGGGAUGAGGCAUUUAAUCUACUGUUAAGACUUAUUUGUCAUUCUAUGUGUUUUAGGUCUUGUUAGUGCUAUGGGAGAGUCUUUCUUCCCUCCUGGGAACCAUGUCAAGCCUCACAGUGCACAGACACCCUAAAAUCCAGGUGUAAUACCUCGCCCCGUACCAGUCCUGGGUCAGUAAGGCAGGUCUAUGAUCUGAAAGCACUUAAUGGGAUUGGGGAGUUUGGCACAAGUGUCACCCCAGUGAUGCAGCCAGAAAUCACAGGAGGAACAGAUUAAUUCAAUUCACUGAUAUAAAUAAUGUCCUUCUCACGCAAGUAUCUUCCCAGAGACAGAGAGAUCAUCGUUCUAACAAGGCGGCAAGCACAGGUAUGCGAUGGAGCUGGGUCUAGUUGUCCUAAUAUUUCCUUAUAUUUCUAAAUGAUUUAACGCAUUUUGAAGGAGCAAAAUGCACUUCACCAACAUCCUCACGUAUCACAAUGAUUUCUGGUACUUCAAAUACUCAGGUCUGUGGCGAAGUAAAAUAAAAAAUAAUUAUAAUUAACUAGAAAUGAUGGAAUGAUAUAUUUUAUAGGAAUAUUUAGGAUAAACUAAAGGAAGAAUUAAAGGAAAUUUUCCUGACAAAUAUUGUCUUUGAAGGGAAAUGGUGGUAGUCCCUCAGUUUGGUCCACUUACUGUGAGGCUACUGAAAUACAAAAAAAUAUGUUAUGUGGUACAGACCUGCACUGCAAACAUAUGAAACUGAAGAAAUAGAGGACUGAGAUUAUCAGGCUGGUAACACACCGAGACACCCAUCUGCACUACAUAGCUUCUUUGAGUUCCUGAUACACGUUAUUCAGAAGAAUCGUUCUCCAAGAGCUCCUGCUCCACCUUUUGUCAUCUUCAUGCCUCAGUGCUGCCACACUGAGGGGGGAUUCCCAAAUACUAAUAAAUAAUUCCCAAAGGGGGAAUUCUGGAAGAUGAAAAUCUUACCUAAUAAGAUCAGCAAGUACAUGCUUCAAAAAAACCUCAGAACUUGUAAUUAUCACGAGGCAUUUCACUGUCAGUCUGACACACUACCGUUUGGAUUUUUCAUGUACAACCUUUCUAUAAAAUGAUCUGCCUGUUGAGAAGAUCAGGAGUGAAAAGAGCUUCCACGCCUGACUGACUGCUAAGUUUUGCUUGGUUCAGCAGAGCUAAAAGGAGGCAAAUAAACUUUCAGAUGACAAAACAAUUAGUUUCAGGGAAUAGCUCUAAAAGGUGGCUGUAAAAUUUGGAAACUUAGCUCUGUGAUGCUUAACGAACUUUGGGAUUUCUUAUACUUUGCUGACAUUUUUUCCUUUGCUGUAUGAUUCAAUGGUUACUGAACCUAUGUAGGACCUAAUCUGCCUGAAAGUGCUACCAUUAUCCAGCACAAUUAGUCUAGUAACCAAUGAGGACCCCGGUUCAUCUUUUUGCACACUCACAGUUUUAUAGGAAGGCUCAGGAAAAGCACUCUCUAUAAUCAAUUAAAAAUUAAUGCUGUUAAAAACCA